This is a messenger RNA of Paramormyrops kingsleyae, 3102 nucleotides long. It is a transcript of the gene fscn2b, whose product is annotated as fascin actin-bundling protein 2b, retinal. The record is from RefSeq and is a predicted model, not a curated record. Lineage: Eukaryota; Metazoa; Chordata; Actinopteri; Osteoglossiformes; Mormyridae. Gene Ontology annotation, molecular function: protein-macromolecule adaptor activity; actin filament binding. Gene Ontology annotation, biological process: actin filament bundle assembly; establishment or maintenance of cell polarity; cell migration. Gene Ontology annotation, cellular component: actin cytoskeleton; cytoplasm.
ACGGCUUAGAGACAUCUAGGGGGCUAAUCCAAGAUGCACUUGAUUAAGAGUGCUAAACAAACACACAGCCGAUUUUGUUAGGUAGGUAAGGCGUGGAAAAGUUAGGGGAGGGGACAGAGAGAGAGAGAGAGAGAGAGAGAGAGAGACAGACAGAGAGAGAGAACACAAGAUAGAGGGAGGGGGAGUGAGAGAGGUGAGAAAGCAGAGCUACAUCCAUCUUCCUUUAUCAUCACACCAGGGUUUCUCAUUAGCAAAUCAGGGGCUCAGUAAUCCAGCAGGAGAGGGAGGGAGGGAGGCAAGCAGAGCAGGAGAGAAACGGCAGGAUCCGCGUGACGUCAGCGGCGCCAGGGAUUGAGGUGUUGAGUCCUGCUGAUUUAUCCGAGCUGAUAAGGAAAGAGAAAAAAGCAGGAGCCCGUGGAGGGUUCCCGGGAGAAUCGGGAGACGGACAAAAGGAGGAAGCUAAAGAAAGAGAGAAGCUAGAACUCAAGAACAUUCAAGACAAUCCAAACUUAAGGACAAGGGCAACCGAGUGCAACACAUCAGCCUACGAAGUUAGACCAAGAUGCCCAUGAACGGGAUAAACAAGGCGCUGAAACUGCAGUUCGGGCUCAUCAACCACGAGAAUCGCUACCUGACGGCGGAGGCCUUCGGAUUUAAGGUGAAUGCGUCCGCGACCAGCAUGAAGAAGAAGCAGAUCUGGGUGCUCGAGCAGGAUGAGAACGACAGCCAGGUGAUAUACCUGCGGAGCCACCUGGGUCGAUAUCUGGCCUCCGACAGGGACGGGAAGGUGAGCUGCGGAGCGGAGAAGCCGGAGACGGAUUGCCGCUUCCUGAUCGUGGCACAGUCAGAUGGCCGCUGGGCACUGCAGUCUGAGCCCUACCAGCGAUACUUCGGAGGCACAAAGGAUUACUUGUCUUGCUUUUCCCAAUCCAUUGGCGAACCGGAGCUAUGGGCCGUACACCUGGCGCUGCAUCCACAGGCUAACCUGUUAAGCAUCAGCCGCAAGCGCUACGCCCACCUGGCCGUGUCUGACGAUGAGAUCUCUGUCGACAGCAACAUCCCUUGGGGUGUGGAUUCCUUGCUCACUCUUGUGUACCUGGAAGGCAAGUACUGCCUGAAGACAUGUGACAACCGCUUCCUUAAUCACGAUGGCAAGCUGGUGAUGCAGAGUUGCCAGGGCACGAGCUAUACCCUGGAGCUCAAGUCUGGAAAGCUGGCCUUCAAGGACUGUGAGGGGAAGUACCUCAGCCCUGUGGGCCCAACUGGAACCUUGCGUUCUGGACGCUGCUCUAAGCCCGGCAAAGAUGAACUGUUUGACUUGGAGGAGAGCCGUCCACAAGUGGUUUUCCAGGCAGCUAACAACAGAUUUGUCUCAAUACGACAAGGGGUUAGCAUCUCGGCUAAUCAGGAUGACGAGACGGAGAUGGAGACCUUCCAGAUGGAGAUCGACAAAGAGAGCAGGAAGUGUGCGUUUCGGACUAAAGCCGGUGACUACUGGACGCUGGUGUCCCACGGCGGCAUCCAGUGCACAGCUACGGAAGGGGCCGCCGACACCAUGUUCCAGAUUGAGUGGCGGGACCGCAGGGUGGCCCUCCGCGCCAGCAAUGGCAAAUACGUCUGCACGAAGAAGAACGGGCAGCUGGCCGCCGUCAGCGAGGCUGUGGGAGAGGACGAGCAGUUCUUGUUGAAGCUCAUCAACCGGCCCAUCCUGAUCCUACGGGGGGAAAACGGCUUUGUGUGCCACCACAAGAGCUCCAACACACUGGACACCAACCGCUCCGUCUACGACAUCUUCACUCUGCAUUUCAGCGACGGCGCCUACCACAUCAAAGGUACCAACGGGAGGUUCUGGUACGUCUCCAGCAGCGGUCUGGUGUGCUCAGAUGGGGAGACCCCCGAGAAUUUCUUCCUGGAGCUGCUGGAGCAGGGGCGAGUGGCAAUCAAGGGAAAGAACGGAAAGUACCUGCGCGGGGACCAGGGCGGCACGCUGAAAGGCGAUGGCGAUGCAGCGGACAGCUCUUCCCUCUGGGAGUACUGACCCCUGCUGGACACAGCAGGAAGUGGCAGUCGCUGGCUCAACCAACGGAACAGCACAGAGAGGGGAAUUGGGUUUGACCAUUCUCAUCUCUGUUCAGCUGGGUUCUUCCCUAUCAAAAGCAGUACAACUCAAAGAAAUUAUUCAUAUAUGUGAAUAUACAGUAUUUAUAUAUUUUUCCUUGCCACAGUCCAACAAAAAACUAAGGUUAAAGGUUCAGUUUUAUUCACACAGGCUUUAUUUCAGAGCACAUAGCCCAGGAAGCGAUUUCUAGAAGAGCUUUAAGGCUCAUCUGCACUUAUUCCUGACAAUAAAAGAGUUAAUCUCCAGGCAUUACAUUUCCUUGAAACAAUCUGAAAAAAGGGCUAUUUGUAAGGACUUGGAAGUUAUUUUUUAUGUUUUCAUCCACUUAUAUUUCUGUGGGGAGGAAAAAGAGUUUCUGAUAAGCUUCACGUCCACUUCUAUUGAAGAAAUAUGCAAUUUAAAUCAGAAGGUCAUUACAUUUUCCAGUCCUGAUUAGGUGGUAAACAAGAUUCAGGAUAUUAUCAGUGAACAGUUCAAGAAGAACAAGCAUCAUUGAUGAUAACUUGGAGUCCUCAAGGAAGUAUUUUGGAGGGACAGAACCUUCUGGUAUAAAAAUUGCCCUCUACCACCAAAAACAUGAAAGGCCUGCUCUUUGAGAUCCAGGUACACUGGCACAGAAUUGUUUGAAAUGUAUAUGGUGGCCAGACCAUCAUAAUGUUUGAGAUGAAGGAUUUCAUUAAUUCAUUAAUCCUGCUGUAACAGACAUGUCUUCCAAGUUCCUUAGUCCCCAUGUGGCAAUCUAAAGUCCUCAAAAUGACUACUAUGGUAUACUGCCAAGGGGCUUUAACCGAGCUCCGCAGACCCUGCCACACAAUUCCUUAAUUUCGUCCCUGCUUACCCCAACCCUCUCCUUAUAUUGUCUAUGUUUUGCCAAUCCUAAAGUAACACCUUCCAAAGCAGUUUACAGUUAGAAGUUACAGUCAGUGUUGUAAUAGUAAGCUUAUCAUACACUGGUGAUGGACAAAAUGACGCUUCCUGAGUCA